AGCCUGAGUCACGAAAAAUAAUAUUAGCCUAUAUUAAGAUCAACAUUCCUUGGGUACUUUGCGAAAAUCUGAUGUAAAUUUGUUUAAAACCCGCAAAGUUAUGGUAUUUUCUUCCGAGACGAUUGACGGCAAUUCGGUAUCAAUUUUUGUCCCCCUUUUGGAGGACUAGGUUCUAGAAAACUCGCUUUGAUUAUCGACCUCGCUCUCAUGAAUGGCCUCGCUUUCGUGUGAUAAAGCGUCGUUUUGCGUCAUAAUGUUGGCUUAUCUUUCCCGCGUUCACUAAGUCUCUUCAAAUAUAUAUGAUUAUACCGGAUUGCAAGUAUCACGCAGUAUGACUGAGAGUUCGUCGAGUUCAUCAGACGAAAACAAAGGCUACGAAAGUGAGGAGUUUGCCGAGGUAGAGACCCAGUUUGAGCCCUACACGGAUGAACCUCUCGCACCUCCGGGCUACAGGGAAGAAGUUGAUGAGGAAUCGAACGACCCCGAUGGCCUGAGGCCCCAGAUCCUGGCCGACAGAGAGGAUGAGAUAAUACCUGUCCAGAAAUGGUGCCAGUGUCAACAUUGUGCAAAGAAUGAGCUAAGCGGCGCUCUUGAGCAUCGAUGCUGUAGAGAAAUUGAGAAUGUUCAAGGCAAACUAACAUUCGACGGUUCGAUUGAGAACUUAUCAUGCAUCACACUGCACGAGGACUACAGAGCAAUGACUAACAAGGCCGUCCUUCAAAACGUGGCGCCAUUGCUGAAGGCAAGGACAGGGCAAGCAUACAGGCGGCGUACAGGAGUAUCGGAGAACGAAUUUUUGAGGUUAGUUGCCUAUCGCUGGAUAAUUCGGUGGAUAUGUGGCUAUAUAGGAUGGGGAAACACUUGCCCAUUGUUUGCGUGCAUUUAUAAUGACAUACGGACAAGAUAUCAGACACGGCACCUACGGCCAAGGGGAUAUCAGGAGGCCAGGAGCUGAUGAGGCAUUGAUGUAUGGCUACAUUCCGAAUAUGGCUCAACCAAUGAGUACUGGAUAUAUAUAUA
Nematostella vectensis (starlet sea anemone) is the source of this 1020-nucleotide messenger RNA. RefSeq lists its product as uncharacterized. The transcript is spliced from 4 exons. NCBI's taxonomy places the organism in Eukaryota, Metazoa, Cnidaria, Anthozoa, Actiniaria, Edwardsiidae. The record is from RefSeq and is a predicted model, not a curated record. The coding region runs from base 332 to 955 and encodes 207 amino acids.